GUCUUUUCCUAAAGUAACAAACUACAAACUCGUGACACUUCUACUAUCAUGAACGACAUAACGUUUAUAUCCAUCUCGUUACCACAAGGAGUCGCCAUCCAAAGCACCUCCGCAGAUACUCCAGCACCAUCUCCCUCAUCACGCCAACCCACCGACCUAGAACUACUUUCCCCCACCAGCAACCAUGAUCGAACCCUUGCCCCCACAGACGGCGGCCUUGCAGCCUACAAACUCCUCGCUGCCGCUUUCGUAUUCGAAACAUUACUCUGGGGCUUUCCACUGUCUUUUGGUGUAUUUCAGGAAUACUACUCUAAAACACCUGAAUUCGCAAAGUCGGGAUACAUCUCUGUGGUUGGCACUGUGGCUUCUGGAUUGGGGUAUUUGGGGGCUCCGGUAUCUAUGCUGUGUUUACAGAGGUUUGGGAGGUGGAGGCGAGAGAUGAUUUGGGUGGGGUGGCCAAUCUGUAUUCUUGGCCUAGUAGCUGGAUCUUUUGCGUCAAGUCUGGAAGCUCUAAUUCUAUCUCAAGGAGUAGCUUAUGGGCUUGGCUUUCUGGUCUUCUAUUAUCCCAUCUUGUCUAUGGUGGAUGAGUAUUGGGUUGCAAAGAGAGGAAUGGCUUAUGGUAUCUUGUGUGCUGCAUCUGGCUUCUCUGGCGCAUUCAUGCCAUUUCUAUUGCAGACACUGCUGCAACAGUAUGGAUUUAGGACUACUCUGAGAGCUGUGGCUGUUGCUCUCAUAGUACUCACAGGUCCGCUGAUUCCUUUCUUGAAAGGCAGAUUACCAGUCUCGAGAAAUGCGACAACAAGAAAGAUCGACUGGAUGUUCCUACGCUUACCUGCCUUUUGGAUCUUCUCGUCUGCGAAUUUAUUGCAAGGAUUCGGCUAUUUCUUUCCCGGGCUCUACCUUCCCUCUUUUGCAUCAUCUUUGCAACUCUCUCCCAAAACAGGACCAAUGCUCUUAGCCCUGAUGAGUAUUUCUCAGGUCCUCGGACAAUUCACCUUUGGCUUCCUGUCUGACCGCAACAAUAUUUCCACCACUUUCCUUGCCGCUGUCAGUAUAUCUAUUGCAGGCGCGUCAACACUAGGACUUUGGUACACUUCCACUCAUCUCCCUACUCUUGUGAUCUUCAGCCUAUUGUACGGAUUUUUCGCAGCAGGCUUCACAGCUCUUUGGGCAAGGAUGACGUCUUCCAUGACCUCCGAUCCAGCUGCCUCACCAAUGGUCUUUGGCCUGCUGAAUUUUCAGAAGGGCGUAGGAAAUGUGCUUGCCGGACCAACUGGAGGAUUACUGGUUGCAGGUCAGCAAGAGGUGUCGGAACCACAGCGAUAUAGACCAGUGAUUUUGUUUACGGGUGUUUGCUUGUUGGCCAGUUUUGGUGUAAUGUGUUUAGGAUGGUUGAAACGUCUGACCGUUAUGUUGGAGGAGCGACCACAGGCUUCAGCCGGGGAUCAUGUUGCUUCCUCCCUGCUCACGGGCUGAAAAUCCAGCAUCGCUCAUACUCCUGUCCUCUAGGCACUUCGAAUUUCUCAAUCUUGCCGUACAGCUCGGUCUUCGUCGUCGGGCUUCGCCGAUGUAAUGAAAGAAAUGUAUGUUUUACAUAUUAUG
Messenger RNA from Aureobasidium subglaciale EXF-2481, 1602 nucleotides. RefSeq lists its product as uncharacterized. Bases 49 to 1476 code for a protein of 475 amino acids. Lineage: Eukaryota; Fungi; Ascomycota; Dothideomycetes; Dothideales; Saccotheciaceae. Gene Ontology annotation, cellular component: fungal-type vacuole membrane. The record is from RefSeq and is a predicted model, not a curated record. Gene Ontology annotation, biological process: transmembrane transport. The transcript has 2 exons. Gene Ontology annotation, molecular function: transmembrane transporter activity.